CUUCUCAGCAAACUCUCCCAGCACAAACACUCCAAAAGGACAAACUGCGACUAUUCCUCCGUUCAUAAUUGUUACAUCAUUAAAAAGAUGAAAAUGAAUCUAAACUCAUCAUCUGGGUCACAGUGACACCUUAAACCCGAUAAAAAGAAGGUAUUAAAAAAUAAUCACCAUGACGAUUGUGACAACGUUGGGAAGAAUGUCUCCAAUCAUGGAGGGAGAAGACAGCGAGGAAGAUGUCUGCCCUUCCUCUGUCCAGAUAAAACACUUUAACACCAACAACAGCAACAACAAUGAAGAUCAAGAGAAGAAGAAGAAGAAGAAGAAAGCAAAGAAGGAGAAAAAAGAAAAAAGAGAAGAAAAAAAAGAAAAGAAAAAGAAGAAGGAGCAGAAGGAGCAGGAGAAUGAGAAAGAAAAGGAGAAAGAAAAAGAGAAAGAAAAGGAGAAGAAAGAAGGGCCGAAGGAGGUGUUUGUGAUUAAUCCGGCCAGUAACCUGUACUACCAGUGGCUGCUUCUCAUCACGCUGCCCGUCAUGUACAACUGGACCAUGAUCAUUGCGAGAGCCUGCUUUGAAGAAUUGCAGCAUAAUUAUCUGUUCACAUGGUUCCUCCUGGACUACACCUGUGAUCUGCUGUACCUGGCUGAUAUGGCCUUCAGAGCAAGAACUGGAUACCUUGAGCAGGGUUUGCUUGUCAAAGAUCAAAAGCUUCUCAUCAAGCAAUACAAGGACAGCACUCAGUUCAAACUUGAUGUCAUCUCCAUGGUACCCACCGACGUGCUGUACUUAAUCCUGGGGCUGGACUACCCUGAGAUCCGCAUCAACAAGCUGCUGCGCAUUAACCGCAUGUUUGAGUUCUUCGACCGUUCUCAGACUAUGACCAACUACCCCAAUAUCUUCCGUAUCUGCACUUUGGUCAUGUAUAUCAUCAUCAUCAUUCACUGGAACGCAUGCCUUUACUUCUCCUUCUCCAAAUCUAUUGGUUUUGGCGCAGAUCCCUGGGUCUACCCGGCGCUCACGGAGCCUGAGUUUGGGGACUUGAUGAGGAAGUACUCUUUCAGCCUCUACUGGUCCACACUGACUCUCACCACCAUCGGGGAAACACCUUCACCUGAGCUGGACUCCGAGUUCCUCUUCCACGUCGUAGACUUCCUGGUUGGUGUCCUGAUCUUCGCCACCAUUGUUGGAAAUAUCGCUACAAUGAUCUCCAACAUGAAUGCUGCCCAAGCCCAGUUUCAGGCGCGCAUAGACAACAUCAAGCAGUACAUGCAUGUGCGGCAUGUCAGCAAGGACCUGGAAAAGCGCGUCAUCAAGUGGUUUGACUAUCUGUGGACUAAUAAAAAGGCACAAGAUGAAAGGGAGGUACUGAGGUACCUGCCAGACAAGCUGAGAGCAGAGAUUGGUAUGAAUGUUCACCUGGAUACGUUAAAGAAGGUAAGGAUCUUCGCAGACUGUGAGGCAGGAUUGCUAAUUGAGCUUAUUCUUAAACUUCGGCCUCAGGUGUUUAGCCCCGGUGAUUACAUCUGCCGCAAGGGUGACAUUGGCCGCGAGAUGUACAUCAUCAAGGAGGGAAAACUUGCCGUGGUGGCUGAUGAUGGCAUCACACAGUUUUGUGUUCUGGGUGAUGGAAGUUAUUUUGGUGAGAUCAGCAUCCUGAACAUCAAAGGCAGCAAAGCAGGGAACCGCAGGACGGCUAACAUCAAAAGCAUCGGCUACUCAGACCUCUUCUGCUUGUCCAAGGAUGACUUAAUGGAAGCUCUGACUGAGUACCCUGAUGCCAAAAACAUGCUGGAGGAAAAGGGGAGGCAGAUCCUGAUGAAAGAUGGUCUGAUUGACCUGGACCCGGCAAACCUGAAGCCAGACCAGAAGGACUUGGAGGACAGAGUGCACCGAAUUUACACCACUAUGGAGCUAAUGCAGGCCAAAGUCAAUAAACUGCUAGCAGAUUACAAAAAAACUGAGCAAAACCUGAAAGAGCGCAUUGCUCUGAUAGAAAGCUAUGCUGGGGAGGAGGUAGAAGAGGAUGAGGAUGAAGAUGAGGGGCAGGAAGAGACCAAGGAAGAGGCUGCACUAGAGAAAGUCAAGGAGGAGAAGAAAGACGAGGACAAGUAGAAAGUCUGAAAUGUUGAAGAAGCUAAAUGUUUCACUGCCAGAAAGAGUUCCAAGUAGAACCUUGUUAGA
Molecule: messenger RNA, 2176 nt
Organism: Tachysurus vachellii
Lineage: Eukaryota; Metazoa; Chordata; Actinopteri; Siluriformes; Bagridae
Gene: cnga1a
Product: cyclic nucleotide gated channel subunit alpha 1a
Exons: 7
Coding region: 170-2107 (645 amino acids)
Biological process (GO): monoatomic cation transmembrane transport
Cellular component (GO): plasma membrane; intracellular cyclic nucleotide activated cation channel complex
Molecular function (GO): cGMP binding; intracellularly cAMP-activated cation channel activity; protein-containing complex binding
Source: RefSeq, a predicted model, not a curated record